Kwoniella shivajii is the source of this 2547-nucleotide messenger RNA. RefSeq lists its product as uncharacterized. The coding region runs from base 1 to 2547 and encodes 848 amino acids. NCBI's taxonomy places the organism in Eukaryota, Fungi, Basidiomycota, Tremellomycetes, Tremellales, Cryptococcaceae. The record is from RefSeq and is a predicted model, not a curated record. The transcript is spliced from 7 exons.
AUGGAAGACCACACUUUUGACCUCGAAGAUGAUGUGACACAACAUGGUCACGGUCAAUCGUCUCAGCAUGACCAUGGAGGUCAACAUGGACAUGAUGAUGAUGUGAAUCAUAUCGUAGCAGCCGAAGCUGUUUUAGCCUCUUUAAGAGAAGUCAUCAACGGUCCUAAUCCACCUCCAAGUCAUGUUCAAUCUCAACUGAAUAAUGAUCAAAAUCAACAUGCUGGACUAUCAGCUAGUACAGCAACAGUACAACAAAACUCUCAAACACUAAACAAUUUUGGUCAACCCACUUCUACCAUAACCGAAGAAACAUCAUCCACUACACCUUCACUACCUCAGCCCAAUCCAGUGAUACCAAUCAUCGAGAAAGGCCUAACAUCACUCAUCGAACAGAUAGCAUCGAAUCGAAAUAUCUUGGAUGAGUUGAACAGUCCUAAUGCAAUCCAGAACUUGGCGAAGAACCUCAAAGCUCUAGGUGAAGGUAAUAAAAAAGAAUUAGAUAUCAUUGAGGACAUCAAAGAACGACUCAAAGCAACUGAGAAUGGAAAUGGCCUCAUCAGUGCUUAUCUGGAUCCUGAAGUAUCACCUUUCGUCCUUAGAACAGAAUAUGAAUCAAUGAAAUCUCGUUACAACGCUUUGUUGGUAUCUUCAAAGUCUACAGGAGGAAAGAAGGAGAAGAAAGGUAAAGCAGUAAAGCAUCAACCGAGUGAGAACCAACCGACAAGUGAACCUCAGGCGGAACAACCUCGUAAAGAGGCCGAGAAUGGACAGAAUAGUCAGCUGGGAGGAUUGGAAGGUAGGAAGAAGAGAAGUAUUAGGGUGGAGCACCUCAUUCAUCAAAUGGCCAAUCGGAGAUUAGGAGUCGCAUAUCCAGUAGCAAAUUUCAUGUCAAAUGGAACGAGAGACCUACCGGAUCCGACUUCCAUACCUCCUAAAGCAGAAGAAUCAGUGAACGGAGUAGACGAGUUUCGGCCGGAUUUCCGAGCAGAUGUAGCUGCUCCGGGAGUCAGAGCUUUCGUAGAUCAAGUGAUAGAAGACUGCGUUGAAUCUUGGCAAGUAUCGCUGGGUGAUGAUGAACCGGAAGUUGACAGGGAGAGAAUUACUGCUGCUGUCAACAUAUACUGGGCUAGACUAUGCAAACGAUACGAUGAGCAACAACAUCGUGAACGAGGCGAACUCCAUCGAGAUGAACUUUCUAGAAGGAAACAGAAUACAUAUCGUCGUCAACAAUCGCUUCUUGCACGUCGGUUUGCAGCCUUCGAUUCAUCCCCUCUCAACGUUUGCAAAUUAAGGGCUCUAUAUCGUACCCUUCUCACGAUAGACUUCGCCGCUCCCACCACGGAUUCACCUGAUCCGAAAAGAGAAUACACGGAAGAAGAGUGGAAAGCAUAUCGCAAAUUGACUUGUGGAGAGAGAGCGUCCGAGGCUCACGAGGUCAUUGAUCAGUUCUGGUUAAGUCCUAUGGCUCGCCAAUUGCUCACUAUUCUCGACGUCUAUUCGGCAGACAUGAAUGCUCGAGCACGAAAGAAGGGUCGACCCAAGCAACCCAAUCCAACCUUCCACCUUCCCUUUCAUCUAUGGGAACGAUCGACUCUCCCUUUACUCAGACCGAAAGACGCUUCUGGCUUACCUGUAUCUGGUGCACCAGGCAUUGUGUUGUACAAAUUCCACGUUGAUGAGAAGGUACAACAGGAAAAUACUGAAUGGGCAAAAGGUUUAUAUGAUAAUCCACCUAUCCCAGAUGAUGACUCAAAUCUACCAAAUUUAUCCGAUGUGAUGUCCAUGGGAAUAUACGCUUCACUUAAACCAUUACUCAAAGAAGCCAAGGAGAAAGCGAAUCCCAGGAUUUUGAGCAAAGAGGAAGUUGAAGACAUCAACAAUAAAGAAAUAUCAACCGAAGAACCUAUGGAACUUGAUCAAUCAAUAUUAGAUCCAGCCACUUUGAGCAUUGGUGUUGGAUUAGGUGAAGGAACUAACAACAACAAUAGUGACUACGCAACAUUGUUAGCUUUGAAUCGAUUGACUGCGGCGGCGAAUCCAGGAGGAGAUGAAACUCCAAAUUCAUCAUCCAAUACAAGUCCAGUACCACUACCUCAAACUCCAGGAUCAACAUCAACGUCAAAUGCGAUCAACAACCUGGCCAAUCCAUUCUCGCACUCAACCAGCAAUCCCUUGGCUGGCCUGAGUGGUAUUACUGAACACGUACUUGGACCGUCAUUUGGAUCUUCCAUAAGAGCUAGAAAAUUAGGUAAAAGAUCCGUAUCUGAAUUCCCAGGUGGAGCAGCUACACCUGUACCUAAGAGAAUCAAGAAAGAUUUGUCGUCAAACAAUUUAGGUUCACCGUCAAACUCGAUCAAUAAUACCAAUUCUAUAAUCGCGGAUGAGUUCGUUCAAGAACACAAUGAACACGAAUUGAACGAUAUAAACUCGGAUAUACUUCAACACCAUCAAGAACAACAACAACAACAAGAUGAAGAUGAUGAAGACGAAGAUAAUGUGGUUAAUGAAGAAGUUCAAGGUGAUGCUGAUUUCUUAAAUGCUUUGUAA